This is a messenger RNA of Antechinus flavipes (yellow-footed antechinus), 3223 nucleotides long. It is a transcript of the gene MMP17, whose product is annotated as matrix metallopeptidase 17. Gene Ontology annotation, biological process: proteolysis; extracellular matrix organization; collagen catabolic process. The transcript has 10 exons. Lineage: Eukaryota; Metazoa; Chordata; Mammalia; Dasyuromorphia; Dasyuridae. Bases 187 to 1743 code for a protein of 518 amino acids. Gene Ontology annotation, cellular component: extracellular matrix. The record is from RefSeq and is a predicted model, not a curated record. Gene Ontology annotation, molecular function: zinc ion binding; metalloendopeptidase activity.
GGGCCACCGCUGCUGCUGCUCGCGCUGUGGCUGCAGGGCCGGGGGGGCAGCGCGGCGCCCGCGCCCCGCACGGAGGAUCUGAGUCUGGGAGUGGAGUGGCUGAGUCGGUUCGGUUACCUGCCCCCGCCGGACCCCGUGACAGGGCAGCUGCAGACCCAGGAGGAGCUGGCCAAGGCCAUUGCAGCCAUGCAGCGAUUCGGGGGCCUGGAGGCCACCGGUGUCCUUGAUGAGGCAACCCUCAAGCUGAUGAAGACACCACGCUGUUCUCUACCAGACCUGGCUGUACCCGGGGCCCGGAGGAAGCGGACCACCCCCGCCCUAACCAAAUGGAACAAGAGAAAUCUGUCCUGGAGGGUCCGUACGUUCCCACGGGAUUCCUCCCUGGGCCGGGACACGGUCCGGGCACUCAUGUACUAUGCCCUAAAGGUGUGGAGUGACAUCACGCCGCUCAACUUCCACGAGGUAGCAGGGAGCAACGCCGACAUCCAGAUUGACUUCUCCAAAGCAGACCACAAUGAUGGGUACCCCUUCGAUGGCCCCGGGGGCACCGUGGCCCAUGCCUUCUUUCCCGGAGAUCACCACACUGCUGGAGAUACUCACUUUGAUGAUGAUGAAGCCUGGACUUUCCGAUCCUCAGAUGCUCAUGGGACGGAUCUCUUUGCUGUGGCUGUCCACGAGUUUGGCCAUGCCAUUGGACUCACCCACAUCUCAGCCAUACAGUCCAUCAUGAGACCCUAUUAUCAGGGUCCUGUGGGCGACCCCCUGAAAUAUGACCUGCCCUAUGAGGACAAAGUUCGCAUCUGGCAACUGUACGGUGUCCGGGAGUCAGUCUCCCCUACAGCCAAGCCAGAGGCCACUGAGACUGACAAUCACCCCUUUCUCCCAGAGCUCCCAGACAAUCGCACCACAGUACCGCUAAGGAAGGACGUACCCCAUCGGUGCAAUGCUAACUUUGAUGCUGUGGCCCAGAUCCGAGGGGAGGCCUUCUUCUUCAAAGGCAAGUAUUUCUGGAGGCUGACCCGGGACAGGCAUCUGGUCUCUCUCCAGCCUGCCCAGAUCCAUCGCUUCUGGAGGGGUCUCCCAUUCCACCUGGAUAGUGUGGAUGCUGUCUAUGAGAGGACCAGCGACCAUAAAAUUGUCUUCUUUAAAGGAGACAGAUACUGGGUCUUUAAAGACAAUAACGUUGAGGAAGGAUACCCUCGGCCUGUCUCCGACUUCAGCCUCCCGCCAGGUGGCAUCGAUGCUGCCUUCUCCUGGGCCCACAAUGACAAGACUUAUUUCUUUAAGGACCAUCUGUACUGGCGCUAUGAUGACCACGCUCGGAGGAUGGACCCUGGGUAUCCCGCAGAGAGCCCUCUGUGGAGGGGGAUCCCCAGCAUCCUGGACGAUGCCAUGCGCUGGUCUGAUGGAGCCUCGUAUUUCUUCAGGGGCAAAGACUAUUGGAAAGUACUGGACAGUGAGCUGGAGGCUGCCCCCGGCUACCCACAGUCCACCGCCAAAGACUGGUUGGUGUGCAGCGAUUUGCAGGCUGACGGCCCUGAAAAUGAAGUCAGAGCCGAGGGAGCCAGGACUGGGGCCCGCUCGAGGCCCGGCCAGCAUGACGAGAGCCGCUCGGACAGUGGUUACGAGGUCUGCUCCUGCACUUCCAACGCUUCCUCUUUGGGGCACAUUUCCAAGCUGCUCUUGGCCCAGCUGGCUCUGGCCGGCAUCUGGACAGCAACCCUGAUGGCUGCGACGCUUUGAUAGCACUGGUGCUGGGCUGGGAGAGGGAAGAGCAGGGGUUGCCCCCCCUCCACCAGGGACCACUCACAGCCAACAUCAAGGGCAGGGGCCCCCCCGCCCAGGGCUGGUGAGAUAUUCUCCAGGAGAAAAUGGCGCAGUUUGGAGUUGCAAUCAACUCUUUUCUUUUAAUUCAGCCCAUGGCCCAAAGCUCUUCCAUCCUGGCCUCUCAGAAACCAGAGGCCCCUGGAACAGGUGGGAGUGGGGAGGAUGGGAAGCAACAAGGAACACCAAGUCUUCCACCCUCCUGGACGGGCUGGUCAGACUCUGGCCAGUCAGUAAAUUUUCAAGGCUGUUGGACACAGAAGGGCACAGGGUGAGGCUCCUACAUCAUUCUUCCAAGCCAGAAAAAUGCCUCCACAAGGAAAACCAAUCCUGUUACCCUAUGUCUGAAGCAAAGGCCCAGCUGUCUGGGCCCCUUCCUGGGAAGUGAUCAUCUCUGACCACUAUUUUCCCUUCCCCCAGGGAAAGGGCUCACAGAGCAGGGGGAUCCCAAGACCAUCCUGCUCUAUUUUCCCCUCAAGGAGGCUUCCCAUGCUCAGCUGAGUAUCAAGAAGCAUCAGCAAGCCCAUCCCAUCUCCCCCAGUGGCCAUCUUGACCUCACAGUUCAGAUGGGAGAACAGGGUACAAACGCAGCUUGCUAUCUGUCUUUUAUUUGGAAACAUCCAAGUCUUUUCAGUCAGGACUCCCCUCAGUUCUGAAACAGUCCUCUCCCUGGUAUUUCCCCACCCAGAGGCAUGGGCUCCAGGGGAUAGAAUAUGAGUUAAGAGACUCAUCAAAGAAUAGCUCAGUCCCGCAAGAAGUGAGCAGUUGUUUGGCCACUGCUGGUCUAGUUCCGAGGCCCAUUUUCCUGGGAAGGCAGGACACAAUAUCCCCUGCAGGCAGUUCAACAGAAACUUCCCAAAAGGCAGGUGAGGAGUGAACUAGCUUGGAGAUCUUCAGAAGGUAGACAUCUAGGGAUUGCCUCAUUGUCUCUGUGUGGUAUUUGAAUCAAACACAAUCUCUUCCUGCUUUGUAUACAGCUCUGGUGUUUGAGUUUCUUGCUGUGUAGACUCAUCCUGCUUCUUGAUUUGUCAGCCUGAGUGUGUCUAUGUUUCUAAACUCAGGUCUAUCCUGGCUCCAAGUCCAGGGCUAUAGCUACUGCCCAGAUGCCCCUCACCGAGAAGUUUGUAACCUUGAGACGAGUCCCAUCUCCAGCUGGAGGGUGGGAGUGGAUUCUAGGGCGCAUCAAACACUUACUAAGUAUGUUCAUGAGGACAGAUCACUUCUCUCUGGGCCUCAGAGGUUCCCUCAUCUGUAAAAUGAAGGAGUUGUACAAGAUGAUUUCUAAGGUCCUUUCCAUCUCUGUCCAUCACUGGUCCUCAAAGUGUGAUGCCUUUUUGAAGGGUCUGCAAGGUCAAAACUAUUUUUACAAUAAAUAUUGAAGUUUUAAUUUCUAAUACAA